GCAGUGGUGCGCUCGCUCAGAGGGGGAGAAAAGAGCCGCCGAGGAGGGCAGAAACACAAGAGAGGGGCAGUUUUUUUUUCUACCACAGCACCGCGGCUUGGGGAACAAACCAACUGUGUCGAGUUGGCUGGCAUGGAGCUGAGCGUUGCCGUUCUGAGCCGUUUCGAGCCGUCCACCUAAAAAGCCGGGGCAUUUCGGGGGCAGUUUGCUGUUGGUCCCGGGGGUUCGUGGAGCCCGUGUGAAUCUGUUGCUAGCAGCGCUCGAAUGCUAGUUAGCUCCGCUGCUAAGCAGCUAGCCAACACUGCGAAUCAAUUGUGUCGGAGAUCUCGGAUUUACGUUUAAAAGCGCUCGCGUUCGUCCGCUGCUCUCGGGAUUCGUUUUGACCGUUGAGUUUUGUCUUUUUCCCAAGUGAGGAGACGUUAAUAAGCGAACGCGUGAGUUUCUAUUUCGAUUUAUUUUCAAGCAGGGACUUUUUUUCCUCCUCUCUAUUAGCUUGUUAGCCGCUCUGGUUGGUUUAGUCCAGCUUGUUAGUAGUGUCUGAGAUUUCUACUGUAAUAGCUGUCAGCGACAACAGCCUCUUGACGAAAAGCCAGAUUGUUGACAUGAACGGUUUUAUCGCGGACUGCGAGUUGUUUAGAGAGGCGAUACUUUGAGAUGCCGCGCGUGGGAUACUUCAUGUUUCCAGGGACGCUUUUAUUUUCUUGUUAGACUGCUUUAUGGGAGUGCUAGUGUGCAGCGUUUUGCUUUAGACAAUACUGGUUUUUGCAGGAAUUGCACGCGGUCUGAUAUUUUCUUUUUCCCCCCAUGCAAACUAGUUAUUCACCUUUUCCCAUCAAUCGCGCAUCGUUUUGAUGUGGUUAAAUCCCACAUUCCAGUCGCGCUCGCGUUGUUUUCUUUAUCUAACGUUAGUGAUUCCUUGAGCUCCACGGCUGUAUUCACGCUGCUGGUGGUACAUGGUCACCAAGACAGAUCGCUGAUACAGGUUUUCAUUGGUUUGCGGUCGGGGAAACGGCGAGAUUCGGCUUUAAAGUAUUAUGGAUGAACAGACCCGAAUGCUGGCUAGCAUGGGCGGACUCGGCGGACUCUCUCAAGCCGACGUGGGUGACCCCGAUUCGGUUCGGAAGCAGCAGUCCCUCGGUCAACCGCAGCAAGACAUAGGGGAUAUUCUCCAGCAGAUCAUGGCCAUCACCGACGAGAGCCUCGACGAAGCCCAGGCGAGAUGCUGGCCAGAGGAGGCACCGGCGCAGUGGACCCCACAGAGGGAGGGGGAGCUGGGGGGGAGCACAGCAGGGUGUGCCCUGCCGCUCAACUUCCAGCACAGAAAACACGCACUGAACUGCCACAGAAUGAAGCCGGCUCUCUUCAGUGUUUUAUGCGAGAUCAAAGAAAAAACUGUGCUGAGCAUCAGAGGCGUACAGGAGGAGGACCCCCCGGACCCCCAGAUCAUGCGUCUGGAUAACAUGCUGCUGGCCGAGGGUGUGUCUGGGCCCGAGAAGGGUGGCGGAUCAGCGGCGGCGGCAGCAGCUGCGGCAGCGGCCGGAGGAUCACCCAACGACGGCAGCAUCGAGCACUCCGACUACAGAGCCAAACUCGCACAGAUCCGCCAGAUCUACCACUCCGAACUAGAGAAAUAUGAACAGGCCUGCAGUGAGUUCACCAAUCACGUGAUGAACCUGCUGAGGGAACAGUCCCGCACACGGCCUAUCUCACCCAAAGAGAUCGAGCGCAUGGUGGCCAUCAUCCACCGCAAGUUCAGCUCUAUCCAGAUGCAGCUCAAGCAGAGCACCUGUGAGGCCGUCAUGAUCCUCCGCUCUCGCUUCCUCGAUGCCAGACGUAAGAGACGCAACUUCAAUAAGCAAGCCACAGAGGUGCUGAACGAGUACUUCUACUCUCACCUGUCCAACCCUUACCCCAGUGAGGAAGCCAAGGAAGAGUUGGCCAAGAAAUGUGGGAUUACUGUCUCUCAGGUCUCGAAUUGGUUUGGCAACAAGAGAAUUCGGUACAAGAAGAACAUUGGUAAGUUCCAGGAGGAAGCAAACCUGUACGCCGUUAAAACAGCCGUGGACGCUGCCAAUGUGUCGGCACAGGCCAGCCAGGCAAACUCUCCAGCAACACCCAACUCAGGGUCAUCUGGGUCGUACACCCUUUCUCACACAGGAGAUGCCUACCUCGGGCUGCGGUCACUCAACGGGGAUGGCGUCAGCGUCACUCCCGCUGUGCAGCAGGGGGAUAUCCUGCACCGUGCUACACACCUGACGGCAGGCUAUGAAGAUCUGUCAGGAAGUCCUCUUUACACCCCACACCGUUUAGACGCUAACAACAGCUGGCAAGACAACACCAACCCUUCCUCCAUCACCUCUCCACCAGGACCUCCUGGCAGCAUCCACUCCGACACCUCCAGCUAAUGCAGCUCGCGAUACGCCACACACACACACACGCGCACACACACUGACACGCAGCAUCUCAUCAUCCUGUCUCGCCUGUUCUCACAGCUUUCGUCCUUCACUCUAAAGGUCUUCCAUAGUCCUCGUUCCUCUUCAUGGUGUGCCAGGGUUCUUAGGCUGAACCAGACUGACAAACACACACACACACACGCUCCCCUCGUGCAAAAGACGCAGAACGUCACAUUUGCUGUGGAUGAGUCUGAAUAAACCCCACAUCCUCUUCAGCAGUCUUUGUGUGGACCGUUUCCGCCCAACUCCACGUUACCUUUCCUGUUCCGACCCGUCAUGAUGGGGAUUACGCAACAACUCCCUCCUUGCUUGUACCAAAGUGCUGUCAACGGUUGUCGCACCUUCCGCUCGUCGAAGAACAACCUCAGACAACUGACCCAUGAGAACGCCAUUUAGUCUGCUUUUUAAAUAUGGUUUCCAAUAUCGCUAAGCGAAGCAAGCGUUUCUCUCAAAACAAUCUGUCCUGCAUUGUUCAACGUUGUGUUAAGCACAAAUCCCAUCAAUCACACUUUGAGCUGGUGGUCGGAUGGAGAGGAAUCCACCCGUGUAAAGGUACGCCGGAUAUUUGAACACUUGGGUGCGGAGGAGACGAAGGGCGAUUGAUUUCACGUUUCCUCGCUACUUGUCCACUUUCUCAACAGAUGUUGACAUCGACCUUCUUGUUUUUAAUAGUUUAGCCAGUGUUUUUUUUAUUAUUUUUUCACCCCCCACAAAGAUGCACCAGCCACCAAAUAAAAGACUCGACAGGAACUCAACCUUGUUUGGGGGGAAAGGGGUUGGACGGAUAGCUGGAGUGUUUGUUUAGAUUGGGAGUGGGACAUGGGGGUGGGUGUUUAGAAAUAUUUUUAAAGGGAAAGAAAAAAAGAUAUUCCACUGUCUUCCAUGCAUGUAGGGUGUUGAGAUGUUUUAGUGAUUCCAUUUAGCCUAACGUUUGGUUUUUUGUUUUUAAAAAAAAAAAAAAAGAUACUAUAAAAGGAGGGGGGGGUGUGUGUAAGUAAACAGACCAAAUAAACAACUCCAGAAACAAAAAAACGACACGUCAUACUGCCCGAACCAGCACUUCCAGCUGGCGUUUGGUUUCACUAGGACUUCCGUGGUAUUUUAUCGAUCGCACGAUUUCGUAACAGGCAUCCGUGACACACUGACCACGAUACCCGAACCUUUCUGAGGAGGCCAUGCCAAUAAUUCUGACUAGGAGAAGCUUGUUACUUUUGAUUAGCCGUGUGCGCCACGGCUGCUCACGUUACUGUGUUGUGUGUACGGGUGUCUGUUUUAUAAGGGUCGGGUUGUCUCGUCACUCGCUCGUGCUUUUGAACUGAUUGUAUUGUACGUGCAAUUGAAAGCACCUGUUCCUUGGUAAAGCAUGCUGUCUUUUUAGUUUUUUAUUUUUUAUUGUUGUUGCCUACAAUUUCACUAAACAAAGGAACUCUUUUGUUUUUUUUUUUGUUUUUUUAGUAAUCAGUUGACAUAGCCAAGCAACAAGGGCUUUUCUCCUUUCAAAUUUAACCAAAAAUAAGCACUGGAUGUGUCGUGAUUUGAAACAGAUGGACUAAAGCUGGUAGAGGAACAUCAAAUGAAUUUCUAUUUAGUUUUUUCCAGACAAGACGGACGAGUUGUUUUUGUAUCCCCGCUUUUUUUUUUUUUUCCUCUCUCUUCCCCCCCCCCCAAGUUUACCUUUAGUCACGGAAGCACCAGGGCGUUUUGAUAAAUGAAUGGAAAUUCUAUAUAUUACACAAAGGACUUAAUAAGAUUGAAAUGUAAAUUGGGGUUUUGUUUAUAUGUACACAUGGAAAAACAAACUCUGAGGAGCUUUUCAAGCUAUUAUUCAGAUCAUUGUGUCCUCUAUAGAUUACUGCUAGUUCUAAACAUUUCACAUGGAUAUCUCCCAACUAAUGCUAUUACUACACCAAAUUUCGUUUUUUUGUUUUGUUUUCUAUCAGUCAUCUAUGGAUGUCACUGUACAGAUUGUGGAAUGUUUCAGUGUAUUUUCUCUUUUUGUACGCUUUUAUUUUUUUGUUUGUUUUUUUAUCGCUGGGGGUUUUGGAUUCGCUCAUGAGCAAGAGUAAUAUUUGUUAGUCUUUGUAAUAUUCAUUUUAGCGUUUCAGUUACAUUUUAUUGGGAUCGGGAGUCUCGAGUUAUUGUUUUUGUGUGUGGUUUUGUCCGAGCUGGUCGCAUUUGUUUUGAGGUUGCUAUGAAAAUUCCCUCACACUACGAAAUUGACAGAUUGAGACGUUUUAUUGGAGUACAUGUAACAGAAUGAUGAUUUUGAACACUACAUAUCUGGUAGAUCUGGCUGAAAUGUCUUUUUACCCCCAUGACCUGUUUUACUUAAGUGAACCGAUAAACUGUUUGCCAAUUUGUGAUUAUGAUCUGAGGUGGAUUCCACAGCACCUUAUCAAAUGCCAUCAGUGUUGUUUUUUUCCUUUAUUUUUUAUCAUUAUUUUACUAGAAUUGUAGUACACUCUUCCUUCUGUAUUUACCAUUCUCUCCCUCCUCUCUACCUCUCCUCUCUCCAUUUCACUUGUAUAUAAACCCCACCAUUUUCAGACUUGGUAGUCUGUAUAAACUCCUUUUAUACCUCAACUUUAGAACUGUUCUAGUGAGAGAGAAAAAAAGAAAUAUGAGAAAAUUGUAGUGUUCCUUAUUAGAAAAACAAAAACUAAUAAAAUAAUCUAGUGUGCUUUUGA
This is a messenger RNA of Pimephales promelas (fathead minnow), 5140 nucleotides long. RefSeq names its product pre-B-cell leukemia transcription factor 4 (gene pbx4). Gene Ontology annotation, cellular component: nucleus. Gene Ontology annotation, biological process: regulation of DNA-templated transcription. Gene Ontology annotation, molecular function: DNA binding; DNA-binding transcription factor activity, RNA polymerase II-specific. The record is from RefSeq and is a predicted model, not a curated record. Lineage: Eukaryota; Metazoa; Chordata; Actinopteri; Cypriniformes; Leuciscidae.